CCCCCCUCCUCCUCCACCCCAAAUGUAUACCACCUCCCCCACGCCUCCCCUUCGCCUACAAAUGUCCUCCACCAACCCCACCACCACCGCCGCUUGCAGCGCCCCUCCCACCACCGCCGCUUGCGGCGCCCCUCCCACCACCCUCACUGGCUCCACCACCACCACCACUGUCACCACCACUACCACAACCACCGCCACCUGCCCUACUCAUAGGUCCAUCAGCCGGAGCGUCACCAACCUCGGCCUCGGCUACGCCAUCGCCAUAGCCCUCGGCUUCUUCGUCGUCCUCCUCUCCACCGUCCUCCUCGCCUCCUACCUCUACUGCCGCGCCUCCCGCCGCCGCCGCUCCUGCCACUCCCGAAACCCUAACCCUGAUUCUGGCUCCGACGGCAUCAUGGUCUCCCACAAAUUCUUCGCCGCCGGCCUCGAUCAGACUGUCAUAAAUUCGUACCCAAAGUUCCCGCCCGUCAAAUCCUGCGAUCUCGGGAACGCGGAUACGAUGUUUACGAUGUGUUCCGAGCCAUGAGUUUAGUUUUGUGUGUAUGAGAAUAAUUUUCAUAAAAUUGUAUUUUAUCAGAAUAAUGUGAUUUUUUCAAAAUAAGUAAAUUUUUUUUAAUUUUCAGGAAAAUCAUGAAAUAAGUAUAGGAACUAUGUUUAAAAGUAUGGUAUUAAAACAGUAUAGGAAUUUCAAACUAUGUAUGUUAAAAUAUAUGUCGGCAUAAGCGUCAUGAUUUUACCUGAUAUA
Molecule: messenger RNA, 745 nt
Organism: Malania oleifera
Lineage: Eukaryota; Viridiplantae; Streptophyta; Magnoliopsida; Santalales; Ximeniaceae
Product: RING-H2 finger protein ATL68-like
Exons: 1
Coding region: 23-526 (167 amino acids)
Biological process (GO): protein ubiquitination
Molecular function (GO): transferase activity
Source: RefSeq, a predicted model, not a curated record